Messenger RNA from Cricetulus griseus (Chinese hamster), 1776 nucleotides. Lineage: Eukaryota; Metazoa; Chordata; Mammalia; Rodentia; Cricetidae. The record is from RefSeq and is a predicted model, not a curated record.
UGGUACCAGAGUGCUUUGCGGCAACAUGGCUGCCCCCAGGCUACGCUGCGCUCGCCUAGUUCGGUCCUUGUUGGGGGCCUGGCAGCUGGGCCCGCGUGCUGCGAGGGAGUGGGAGGCUCCGCCCGGCUUGCUUCUAGGUAACCAGGUGAGGUGCGUGUCCUGUGGUGUCGUGGGCUCCGCUUCCUCUGGUCCGCUCCUGGCCUCCGCCUCCAGUCGUUAUGGUCAGGACUCCGCCUUGGACCGUAUCCUUGGAUUCCCUCAGCCUGACAGUUCGUUGGCUCCGAGCGUCCCCGCGGUGUCGGUGCACAGAGAUGACCAGAAUCUGCUCUUGGUCCAUACUCCUGACAUGCCUGAGAAUUCACGGGUCCUCCGAGUGGUCCUCCUGGGAGCCCCAAAUGCAGGAAAGUCAACACUCUCCAAUCAGCUGCUGGGCCGCAAAGUGUUUCCUGUCUCCAAGAAGGUGCAUACCACUCGCUGCCAAGCUCUAGGGGUCAUCACAGAGAAGGAGGCCCAGGUGAUUCUGCUUGACACACCUGGCAUCAUCAGUCCUGUUAAACAGAAGAGACACCAUCUGGAGCUGUCUUUGUUGGAAGAUCCAUGGAAGAGCAUGGAAUCUGCUGAUCUGGUUGUAGUUCUUGUGGAUGUGUCAGACAAGUGGACCAGGGGCCAGCUGAGCCCUCAGGUGCUGCAGUGCUUGGCCCGCUUCUCCCAGGUCCCUAGCAUCCUUGUCCUAAACAAGGUAGAUUGCCUCAAGCAGAAGUCAGUUCUCCUGGAACUGACAGCCACCCUCACUGAAGGUGUGGUCAAUGGUAAGAAGCUCAAUAUCAAGCAGGCCUCGCACUCACGCCUUGGCACCCACUGCCCCAGCCCUGCAGCAAAGGACCCAAAUACACACUCAGUGAGAAACCCUCGGAGAAUUGGCUGGCCCAACUUCCAGGAGAUCUUCAUGUUGUCAGCACUAAACAACAAGGAUGUGAACACACUAAAGCAAUACCUUCUGGCACAAGCCCAGCCAGGACCCUGGGAGUUCCACAGUGGAGUCCUCACUAGCCAGACACCUGAAGAGAUCUGUGCCAAUAAAAUCCGAGAGAAGCUCCUAGAGUACCUGCCUGAGGAGGUGCCCUACAAUGUGCAGCAGAAGACAGUGAUAUGGGAGGAAGGACCAAGUGGGGAGCUAGUGAUCCAACAGAAUCUUCUGGUGCCCAAAGAAUCUUAUGUGCGGAUCCUGAUUGGUCAGAAGGGCCUCUUGAUCUCCCAGAUUGCACAGGAAGUGGGCCAAGACCUCAUGGACAUCUUCCUCUGUGACGUUUGCAUCCGCCUCUCUGUGAAACUUCUCAAAUGACCAUCUUCUGAUGCUACUCCUAGAGCAUCCCUGCUCAACUGCAGCAGUGACUGACUGGGACUACCCCUGUGAAAGGGGCCUCUAGGCCUGGUAAGGGCUGUGGACACUGGGUGGCUGUUGGCCUGGCCUUGUUGAGUCUGCACAGUGCCUGCCCAACCAUGUUUUCCACUGGAGGAAAGAAGCCGCCUUAGUUCAGUUUUCAGGUAGGGUCUCAGCUAUGCAGGUCUUAGACCUCUGUCUCCCUGGUGUGAAUAGGCUCAUUCCUCCCCUGCUAGCAUUGGACCCACUCUUGCUUUGAGCACCCAGGUGUAGGAAGAAAGUUUUUCUCUGUGACCCCAAGUUCCUCACCUUGAAGUUACAUAAGUACAUAAGGAUCUGUCUUUCUUUUUCUUCCUUCCUUCCUUUUUUUUUUUUUUUUUUUUUUUUUUGGUUUU